This is a messenger RNA of Raphanus sativus (radish), 1471 nucleotides long. Its product is annotated as probable non-inhibitory serpin-Z5. The coding region runs from base 72 to 1409 and encodes 445 amino acids. Gene Ontology annotation, molecular function: serine-type endopeptidase inhibitor activity. NCBI's taxonomy places the organism in Eukaryota, Viridiplantae, Streptophyta, Magnoliopsida, Brassicales, Brassicaceae. The record is from RefSeq and is a predicted model, not a curated record. The transcript is spliced from 2 exons.
UCUUAGUCAAGGGGGCGGCGAUACACCAAACCCUAGUUCUAUCUUUGACGUUUGAUAUCUUCUAUAUAUGUAUGUACAAGCUCAUUAAAAUAUUUACAGAAACCCUAAUGAUGGAUCCAAAAGGGAAGAAACAAAAGCUUAGCACAUCUGCAAUCGCUAGUCCCUCUCUGGAUCUAAAGAAGAAGAAGAAGCAGAAGGUGAGCAAAUCACUAAUAACCACAAGUCCCUCUCACUCAGAGAAGGAUCUGGUAAUCCCAAGUCCCUCUGUAAUCUCAAAGGUUGAUGUGGGAAUAGCGAUGAAGAAGCAAACUGACAACGCAAUGUUUCUUACGGAGAAAGUAAUCUCUGCCGUAGCCACAGAUUCAAACUUCGUCUUCUCUCCUACAUCAAUCAACGCCGCUCUCACCAUGUUUGCUGCUAGCUCCAAAGACGAAACACUAAGAUCCUCCAUCUUAUCGUUCAUUAGGUCUAAUUCAAUCGAUGAGCUCAACGCUGUUUUCAGUGAGAUCGCUACCAUCGUCCUCCCCGAUGGAAGCGCAAGCGGUGGCCCUAAGAUCUCGGCCGUUAAUGGAGUGUGGAUGGCGCAAUCUCUGCGGGUUGAUCCCUCGUUGAAGGAUCUCUUUGAGAAUUUCUUCAAGGCUAGUUUCUCACUAGUUGAUUUCCGAGUCAAGGCUGAAGAAGUGCGUGAAGAGGUGAAUGCUUGGGGUUCAAAGCACACCAAUGGUCUCAUCAAAAAUAUUCUUCCUCCUGGAUCCGUUACAAUGGACACCGUUUCUAUUUAUGGAAACGCGCUUUACUUCAAAGGAACCUGGGAACAAAAAUUCCCAAAGAGGUUGACAAGAGACAAAGAGUUUCACCUUCUCAGUGGCACAUCAGUCUCUGUGCCUUUCAUGAGGAACAAUAGGAAGCAAUACGUAGAGAAGUACAACGGUUUCAAGGUCCUCAAGCUGCCAUUUCGACAAAGCGGUGACACCAAUCGCCAAUUCUCAAUGUAUUUCUAUCUACCGGACGCCAUGGAUGGAUUGAAUAGUCUGGUGGAGAAGAUGGCAUCUUCUACUUGUGGAUUCUUGGAUAGUCACACUCCAAGAAUACAAGCUGAAGUUGGUCAGUUCAGAAUCCCAAAGUUUAAGAUAGAUUUCGGGUUUGAGGCUUCAAGUGCUUUGAAUGGAUUGGAUCUGGGUUCUUUUAAAUUGUACCAUAAAGCUUUGGUCGACAUCGAUGAAGAUGGUGCAGAGGCGGCUGCUGUUACUGCUGUAAGUUGUGCUUCUGGUGGUAGAGGCUCUAACAGAAGUAGGAGGAUAGAUUUUGUGGCUGAUCAUCCAUUCAUUUUUAUGAUUAGAGAAGACAAAACUGGAACCGUUUUGUUUGUUGGUCAGGUCGUUGAUCCUUCUAAAUCUUCUUCGGAUUAGGAUUACGGUUUGGUAUUACUUUGAAUUUUGGUGUGUUACAUUAAGUUACAUUUUUUUUGUUG